AUGGGCUCUGUGCUCGGGAACGCGAGCAGCCCGGCUGCUCCUACAACUGGCGCUGCGACGGGUCCCUCUUUUCCGUCGCCCGCGGUUGAGAUAGUGAUAGACCCAGCCCAGGGGCCGUUCCUUGGAGGCGACCCGACGGCUAUACCUGAUGUUCCCGUUACGGCCGUAUUCCUGGUGCUGUUUAUGAUUGGUGCUGGCACUCAUAUCAACAUCUACCGGGCGAACGCCAAGCGGGGUCACAAGUUCCUACUGUCGGAUCUCAUUUUUGAUUUUUGUAUGAUUCGGAAUUUCACGUGUAUCUUUCGCAUCAUCUGGGCAUUUGUGAAUACACGGGGUGUGAUCUUGGUGGCGCUGAUUUUCGAGUUUGGGGGUGCCGCGGUGAUUUUCGCCGUCAAUAUCUUUUUCGCACAACGAAUAGUGCGAUCCAUGCAUCCGAGAAUCGGCUGGCACCCGUUAUUCGGCAUCGUCACCCUCUUCUUCAUCUGGUCCGUUCCGGCCAUCAUCGUGCUACAGAUCAUCGCCCUGAGCGUCAGUUUCUUUAGUGUGGGCAAGGAGGCCCAGCUCCAGGCAACCGAGACGGUACUUCGCGUUGGCAGUUCCUGGGGCGUCGGUCUCUCUCUCCUUCCCCUUGUAUUGCUGUUUAUCGCGGCCGCCAUUCCGACCACCGGAAAGCCUGAGAGGUUUGGCCAAGGGCAACUGACGACCAAAGUCGCUGUUAUGGUUUAUGGGGCCACAACCCUGGCAUCUGGUGCGGUGGUCAGACUAUUUACCAUAUUACAUCCCGCACGCCUGGGUUUGGAGGGGACCAUAUUCGGAAAAGCCGUCUUCUACACGACCGGCUUCAUGCUCGAGAUCAUUGUCGUCGCUCUGUAUGCGGUAGCCCGAGUUGAUCUUCUCUUCCACAUCCCGAACGGUUCCAGCAAACCAGGCGACUACUCGGCCAAUUUUCAGCAUGGCAAGGCGUCUAGAUCUCUGGGUGAGCUACAAUACGACAUAGAGGAGUCUCUCGGCCUCCUCGGCGUCGAGUACCAGAUGAUCAACCCCCCCUUCCACACGGAUGAGAAGACGGAAGUUGUCAUCGCCAAGCUCUUCUGCACUCGUAUUCCACCAACACAGCAGCAGCAGCGACGGCCAGAAAACGCAAAUCCCGGUUUUGAGACAGACAGCAUGUCUGAACUCAUCAUAUCCAGCCGGCCAAAUCGUGUCAGUCGCCGCGCUACACUGUCAGAUGGACUGCACUCCAUCAAGCCUGUUCGCACCCUCAGUAGAGCUACUCUCAAAGCCGACAGUAGUAAGCGCCCUGCCCACCCGGAGCGAAAUAUGCCACAGGGCGAGUACAUCACGAGCCCGCCAGACGAUCACGCACCUUGGUACGGGAACAGGCGGCAUGAUUCCGUCGGAUCCGUUGACUCGAGGACAGCGAUGCGAACUCUGCCGACCUCGCCUGGGCCGAAAUCGAAGACGUCUUCGCCGGCUCCGGGGAUGAUGUCCGGCGGACUGGAGGCAGGGCAACGCACGAGGAAUGAUUCUGUAGAUCGAUAUUUUGUGCCCGAAAAGGUCGUUAGGGAGAAGUCUUGGUAUGAGCGGUAG
Molecule: messenger RNA, 1590 nt
Organism: Pseudomassariella vexata
Lineage: Eukaryota; Fungi; Ascomycota; Sordariomycetes; Amphisphaeriales; Pseudomassariaceae
Exons: 2
Coding region: 1-1590 (529 amino acids)
Source: RefSeq, a predicted model, not a curated record